GGCGGGAGCGCGGCUGUUUGAAAGCGAGACAUGGCGGGGCGGCUGUCGGAGUCCGUCGGGUCCGGGCCGGGCGCUGAGGCCGAGACGGCGGCCGAUCCGGACGCGAAGCGGGACGUCCUGGAGCACCUCUGCGCGAGGACGCAUCUGAAGCAGCUGGUGAUGGAGUUCGACACCGCGUGCCCCCCCGAUGAAGGGUGCAACAGUGGCGCGGAAGUAAACUUUAUCGAAAGUGCCAAAGAAACUUUGGAAGAAGUGGGGAAAGUAAAAAGUGCCUUUGAAAGCAAAGCAUUAGUCAUAAAAAGGAUCCAGCUUAUGGAUGCUCUGAGAAAGAGAGUGAAAGAAAAUGAUGGUUGCGCACGACUGAUCGUGGAAACAAUGAGAGACAUAAUCAAGCUCAACUGGGAAAUAAUUCAAGCUCAUCAGCAAGCACGUGUGAUUAGAGAGAAUUUGAAUGACAUUAGAAGGAAAAGAUACUUUCUGAAACAGGCCGAAGGAGAGAAGGCGCUGCGAAUUUUUACCACAGUGAGGAAAAAAAAGGAAGUAGUCAGAAUGAAAAUUGCUGAAAAGUUGAAGUUUAUCCAUAGGAAUGUACAGUAUGAAAGGAAGGUGACUACGUUAGUUCAAAAUAUACUCCAGAAUAUCAUAGUCGGAUGCCAAAUCAACUGGGCGAAAGAUCCAUCUUUAAGAGCAAUUAUUCUACAGCUCGAGAAAGAUAUCUCCAUUCAGAAUCUCUUGUAGUUGGGAAGAUGGUGUUUGACUGUAGAUGUACUUAGUUAAUACACUAUAUCUUGUUUAGUAAAACCACCCUUUCAGCGUGAGAUUCCAACCUUUCUGAAAUUUCUCUUGUCUACAGACUCAGAACAUAGCCAUGCCACUGACUUUUCCAAGGUGAUAUUGUAACUUGGUAGACAACAGGUAUGACAGUACCUAUGGUGUAGCUGAGAAAAGGAGCUGCAGAGCCAGCUUACAGCUGUGCUAUGCCAAGAAUUCAUUUCCCCAUGAAGUGCAGCAACAGUACAAGAAAUAACCUGUGUGUUAUGAGCACUUAGACAGAGGGGCUGACGGUGUGGCCCUGCUGCCUCCCUGCACGGAGGAAAGGUGCCCGCGUGGCUCCGUGCCACCAGGCUGUGGGCACCGUACCCCAUGUAGAGCUCAGACUGCACGGCUUAGGUAUAGCCUUAUUUUAAACUCUGGAUGUUUUCUGUAUGCUCUGAAGUGUGUCUCUGCACUGCACGGUGGUUUGCUAGGGUGAGCACCCAGGAAUUAAAUAUGGGCUGCUGCUGCAGUCCCACCUGGAAAACAGGACCGAGGUGAGGGGAGCAGCUUCAUGCGUGUGAGCGGUGUCCCACCGCCUUAAGCACUGACGACUACGUGCCUAACCUGCAUUCGAUCCGCUAAACCUGUCUGCGUGUAACGACCCAAAUAAAGCGCUGUUUCUCCUA
Messenger RNA from Gallus gallus (chicken), 1442 nucleotides. It is a transcript of the gene CENPH, whose product is annotated as centromere protein H. The transcript is spliced from 9 exons. Gene Ontology annotation, biological process: kinetochore assembly; chromosome segregation; mitotic spindle organization. The record is from RefSeq and is marked validated. The coding region runs from base 31 to 738 and encodes 235 amino acids. Gene Ontology annotation, molecular function: kinetochore binding. Gene Ontology annotation, cellular component: nucleus; kinetochore. Lineage: Eukaryota; Metazoa; Chordata; Aves; Galliformes; Phasianidae.